Messenger RNA from Lepus europaeus (European hare), 3156 nucleotides. Its product is annotated as vomeronasal type-2 receptor 116-like. The record is from RefSeq and is a predicted model, not a curated record. The transcript is spliced from 10 exons. Gene Ontology annotation, biological process: G protein-coupled receptor signaling pathway. Bases 1 to 3156 code for a protein of 1051 amino acids. NCBI's taxonomy places the organism in Eukaryota, Metazoa, Chordata, Mammalia, Lagomorpha, Leporidae. Gene Ontology annotation, molecular function: G protein-coupled receptor activity. Gene Ontology annotation, cellular component: membrane.
AUGAAAAUCCCUUUGGUGAAUAUAUUAGAGAUGCUUCCAAAUGCUAAAAUGACUGACAAGUCAGAUGGUGUUCAACUACUUCAGAGGAUGAGUCUCAGGGUCCUUCUACGAUCUUCUAGAGCCCUUGGAACCUCAUUCACACCUCCUCCAUGUGCCAGAGCUGAGGCACCACUGAGUGGAAGCCUCAGUCUGACCAUUGCUGCCUCAGGGUGGCUGUGGAAGAACUACCAAUAUGUGCUGGCCUUCCGCUUUGCCAUCCAGGAGAUCAAUAAGGACCCCCAGAUACUCCCCAACCUGACCCUGGGUUUCCAACUCUACAAUUCUGUUACCAGUGGUCAGUUCACCCUGAAGAGCACUCUGCAGUGGCUGACUGGAAAGCAUCAUCUCAUCCCUAACUACACCUGCCAGACACAAGGCAAAACGGUUGCCAUUAUUGCUGGAACCACGUCAGCAUUUUCAGCUGAAAUUGGAACAAUGUUGGAACUGUACAAAACCCCACAGAUCACAUAUGGAACUUUUGAUCCCAUGCUAAGUGAGAGAGACAAGUUUCCAUCACUCUAUCAGAUGGCCAACAGUGACAGCUCUCUGGCCAGUGGAAUGCUCUCCUUGCUGCUACAUUUUGGCUGGAUUUGGGUAGCGAUCUUUGUAUCUAAUGAUAUGAAAGCAGAGCACUUCCUUCAGGAAAUUCAAGCUGAGAUGGUAAAGAAAGGUGUCUGCUUGGCCUAUUCAGUAAAGCUCCCAGACACUAAGUCAAGAUAUGAAGAAACUGAAAUAUCCUUCCUAGAAGGGCUUCAAAUUUCAUCUGCAAAUGUGUAUAUUCUAUAUGGUGAUGUAAGGAGUCUGUAUACCAUGGAGCUGAUUGUUGCAUACUAUUUAACCCUGGGGAAGGUGUGGAUCAUGGCUGAAAAGUGGGAGAUAGUUGUGAAGGAGACAGACCACAUGCUGCACUCCUUCCAUGGAGGAUUCUCAUUUUCACACCACAAGGGGGAAAUUCCUGGCCUCAAAUAUUUUGUCAAGACAGUGGACCCUUCCCAUUACCCAGAAGAUUUCUUCCUUAGUCAACUAUGGCUUCAUGCUUUUCACUGCUUACCUCCUGGGUCACUUUGUGGAACAAUUGGAGUCUGCCCACCAAAUGCUUCCUUUGAGUUUUUCCCAGGGCACAUUGAUAUGCUGACCAUAUCUGACUCCAGCUAUUUCAUCUACAAUGCUGUGUAUGCAGUGGCCCAUGCACUCCAUAAGAUGCUAUCAGAGCAAAUAGAAAAGGGAUCUCCAGGAGAUGCAUCUCAACCUAGGAUUCUUCCAUGGCAGCUUCAUCCACUCCUGAGGAAAAUCCAAUUUACCAACAGUGUUGGGGAGGAUGUUUCCUUCCAUGAAACAAGACACCGUAUGGCACACUAUGAUAUCCACAACAUUGUGAAUUUUCCUGCUGGAUUUCGUUUGCUGAUUAAAAUUGGGGAGUUCUCCUCUGGGAGUGCACAUGAUCAUGGCUUGGUCCUCAAUGAAGAGAUGAUAGAAUGGCCUAUAGCAUUCAAGAAGACUCCACAGUCUUUAUGUAGCCAGAGGUGUGGUCCAGGAUUCAGGAAAAUGCCACAGGAAGGAAGAGCUGUCUGCUGCUACAUUUGUGUUAUUUGUCCAGAGAGAGACAUUUCCAAUCAUACAGAUGCAGAGCAGUGCAUCCCGUGUGCAGAUCACGAGUACCCAAACCUGGAGAGAAACCGCUGCCUCCCCAAGCUGGUGACCUUCUUAGCCUUUGAGGAAUUCCUGGGGAUGGCUCUGGUCUGUGUAGCUCUGUGCUUCUCUGUCCUCACAGCUGCGGUCCUCUGGGUCUUUCUGAAGCACCGAGACACUCCCAUCGUCAAGGCCAAUAACCGGACCCUCAGCUACAUCCUGCUUAUCACCCUCCUCCUGUGCUUCCUCUGCUCCUUACUCUUCAUUGGCCGUCCCAACACAGCCACCUGCUUCCUCCAGCAAAUAACAUUUGGCCUUGUGUUUACAGUGGCUGUUUCCACUGUGCUGGCCAAGACCAUCACGGUGAUUCUGGCCUUCAAGGUUACAAAACCUGGAAGAACUAUCAGGCGAUUGCUGGUAUCAGGAGCUUUUAACUUCAUCAUCCCCAUCUGCUCCUUGAUCCAACUGGCGCUCUGUGGCAUCUGGUUGGGAACUUCUCCUCCAUUUAUUGAGUUAGAUACACACUCUGUGCCUGACCACAUCAUCCUGGUGUGCAAUAAGGGCUCUGUCACUGCUUUCUACUGUGUCCUGGGCUACCUGGGCUCCUUGGCCCUGGCCAGCUUCACUGUGGCUUUCCUAGCCAGGAAUCUGCCUGACACAUUCAAUGAAGCCAAGUUUCUGACUUUCAGCAUGCUGGUGUUCUGCAGUGUCUGGGUGACCUUCCUGCCUGUCUACCAUAGCACCAAGGGGAAGGUCAUGGUGGCUGUGGAGGUCUUCUCCAUCUUGGCCUCCAGUGCAGGGCUCCUGGGCUGCAUCUUUGUCCCCAAGUGCUACAUUAUUCUCAUAAAACCUGAUAAAAAUUCUUUGAAAGCUUUAAAGAACCAACGUAAUUCUAGGGUAACACUUGGCAGGCUUGUAUUUGGGGAAAGAAGAAUUAAAUUUAUCAGCAUGCAGAUGACAGCAAGUGCUGUAAGUAACCCUGUAAUGAAUAAAAAUGACCUUUUCAGGUGGCUGUGGAAGAACUACCAAUACGUGCUGGCCUUCUGCUUUGCCAUCCAGGAGGUCAAUAAGGACCCCCAGCUACUCCCCAACCUGACCCUGGGUUUCCAACUCUACAAUUCUGUUACCAAUGGUCAGUUCACCCUGAGCAGCACUCUGCAGUGGCUGACUGGAAACAUUCAUUUCAUCCCUAACUACACCUGCCAGACACAAGGCAAGACAGUUGCCAUCACUGCUAGAACCACGUCAGCAUUUGCAGCUGAAAUCGGAACAAUGUUGGAGCUGUACAAAUCCCCACAGGUAACAUCUAACACCAGUUGCAGUGGGAGCUGUUCACAUGUGACACGGAGUGAGAGGUGGGAAGACCGAUGUCCUGGUGAUGCUGCAUCCAAAAUCCAUGCUUCCUUCUCCCCACAACUGGAAAUGAAGAUACUUGGAUAUCUUACAUACUUUUAUGCUAUGAAUGAAGAUUUACAUUUCUUCUCCUAA